UACCGAUUUACUUUAGAUUUCAUAACAAUACACACGAAUUUAUAAGUACCUAAAGGCACCUAAUAUAUGCAGCUAUCAAAUUCUAUGUAUUCAAUCAUAAAUGAUGUACGAGCCGGAAGUAUGGCAGACUUGAGACAGGAUCUAAUCGUUUGAUGGAUAUAUAGGGGCAGUGCUAUCCCCCGCUCGUGUGACCCCUGUCAAGGUCGAACUGAAGCUGACAAUCCAACAGGUUCGCUUAAUGAAUAACAACCAACACUCGCCGAUAAUAAGAGUACCUAAAGCUAGCUAAUAUGAAAUCGUACUUUUGAAAUUCAUAUCAUUAUUGCCGAGUAAACGUGGGCCAUGGCCGAGAGUUAUCAAGCUUCAACUGCUCUAGCACCGCCCAGCGCCGAGGGAGGGUUUAUCUGCGAUAAGUGCAAGGCCAUAGAUUUCAGCAAAGCCUUGGCAGUACCGCCGGCCCACCUCCGCGAGGCCAUAGGUCGGAAGUGCGGUGUUCUGCUCGACACGGACGCUUCGCGGUAUGCGCGCUCGCUAAACCCCGGUUGUAGGCUUUGCCGCAUUCUGCGUUCUACGAUAUGUUGGUAUCACGGCGAGUGGUCGGACCCUGAUAUGCAGGCCGGACAGGACACUAUCGACAAAUUUGAGCUAUACGCGUUCGCUUCCUCGAGAAAUGUACCCUGGGGGUUUAGGAAACCGGGACCCGAUCAAGAUUGUCAUAUCCUCAUUACCCUUCCUGCUGGCUUCUUUGCUAGUUUCGGGGACCAUUCUAGGGAGUGCGGCAGGGGUGACGCGGGAUAUGUAUUCUGCUUUGCGGAACAUCCUAAGCCGGGCCUCUUUAGGCCCCAAGUAGUUCCCCGGCGAUUUGAUUAUCAACGGGCCCGUCUCUGGUUAGAAUUCUGCAGGGAACAUCAUGCGCAGCAAUGUUGUAGCAUGGUGGAGAUUGUGCCGAGAAUGGAGUUGAUUGAUUGUGAGACUUGGACUAUCGUGAAGGCGGAGGCGGGCAUGCGAUGGGUGGCCCUGAGCUACCUCUGGAGGCAGGAAGAGAGAGUAGAGGAGCCUCUAGAAGUCAGCCACGAAUCUCCGUCUUCACGUCUUCCCUCUUCCGUUCCUAACUCCGUUAAAGACGCUGCUACAGUAGUAAAGCAGCUCGGGUUGCGAUAUCUUUGGGUAGACCGCUAUUGUAUCGACCAAAGUAAUGCGGAAGAAAAAGCUUUUCACAUUUCGCAGAUGGAUGCGAUCUACCGUGGAGCAGAUCUAGUCAUCAUCACCGCGGCUGGCUCCGACGAACGCUACGGGUUGCCGGGAGUCGGAUCUACGCCUCGCCUACGACAAGAAAUUGUUCAACUUGAGUCCUCCACGAUCCUCACUACUGGCCCUGACCCCCGCUGGCACGUACAAGAGCACUCUCGUUGGUGGACAAGAGGAUGGACGUUUCAAGAAGGACUACUAGCUAAUCGACGCCUUGUGUUUACAGAGCACCAGGCGUAUUUUGAAUGCCAUUGUGCAACUUGGAUGGAAUCGGUAGGCGGUCUCGAAUUCAUCCCAAACCCGGAGAAUAUCAACUUAUCAAGUAUGAAAUCGGCGCGCAAACGCUUAUUCAAGUCCUUGGGGAAUACUAUCUCUUACAGACCGGAUAUUCCCCCAAGCGUUAGUGAGGAAGGCACCGAGAAGUCAAAUGGGGAUUACCUAGUCGCAAUUCGAAUUAGAGAAUGGUGCCACUUGGUUCAGCGGUAUACGGCACGCACACUAAGCCACGACUCGGAUUCGCUAAAUGCUUUUGCUGGAAUUGCACGGGUGCUAAGUAAACUUGAGCCUUCUACUCUCCACCUCGUCGGUCUCCCAUAUGUACUAUCAGCAGACGAUACCGAGCUCAUUGAUAAGUACUUCUUGAUAUCUUUCUGCUGGCAUCAUAAAGGAGAUAGUACUCCCAGGCGCAGACCGGAUUUCCCCUCGUGGACCUGGGCCGGGUGGGCGGCAUCUGUUGCGUGGAUGGGUGCUUGGAUACUGAAAAAUAGGGACGAAUGUUUUCCCAAGUGGCGUAAUGUGUGUAUCCAACACUCGACGGACCAGCCCUGUCCCGUUUCGGAGUACUUGGCGCAACACCGGUCGGCAGAUUAUGGUAUUGCACCACCCCUAUCCAUCUGCUUCGAAGCCAGGGUGGUUCCUUCGUCGCUUUUCCAGUUCAACGUCAGAGAGCCUGGUGACGGUCGGGUGGUUAGCUCGAGUAGAGGAAGCGAGGAAAAUGCGGGCGAUGCAGGGGAUGCAGGGGAUGACAGCGACGCCAAUAGUGAGGAUGAUGAUGAAAAUAAUGACGGCAAUGACAGUGAGGGUGAAUCUCAGCAUGAUGGUAACAAUAUCAACGACGAUAGAAAUGCCGGUGAAACCCAGAACGAUGACGAAGAUGACGACGAGGAUAACGAAGGUUCGAUAGAAAACGAUCCAGUUGUCGCCGAUCCGAACGACUGGGCCUUGUGGACUAUCGAUAGACACGGCGUGCCCGAUCGGAUAGCAAAGCCCACAAAUACGCCGAGGGAGUUUCUCGAUCGCUUAGAUGAUGGUACCUGGACGUGUCUCCUAAUCGGAGAUUUCUGGGGGAAUAACGAUUUCACGCACGAGAGGUUUCUCUUGGUCGUAAAGUGGUUGGAUGAGAACACAGCGACCCGGGUUGGCGCCCUUGUACUCGAACAGCAUCCUUAUUUAGAUGCUGCCUAUCCCGAUUUAUUCGACGAGAGCGGUCUAGAUUGGAGAAGUGUUCGGUUGGUUUAACGAUGUUGGUUUAA
This is a messenger RNA of Daldinia loculata, 2780 nucleotides long. RefSeq names its product HET-domain-containing protein. Lineage: Eukaryota; Fungi; Ascomycota; Sordariomycetes; Xylariales; Hypoxylaceae. Bases 343 to 2766 code for a protein of 807 amino acids. The transcript has a single exon. The record is from RefSeq and is a predicted model, not a curated record.